Zeugodacus cucurbitae (melon fly) is the source of this 482-nucleotide messenger RNA. RefSeq names its product sapecin-like. NCBI's taxonomy places the organism in Eukaryota, Metazoa, Arthropoda, Insecta, Diptera, Tephritidae. The record is from RefSeq and is a predicted model, not a curated record. Bases 79 to 348 code for a protein of 89 amino acids. Gene Ontology annotation, biological process: humoral immune response; defense response to bacterium. The transcript has a single exon.
GUAUCAGACCACAACAGCCUUCGCAGCAACAAACACAACUCAGAGCAAAGCUGUUAGGCAUUCACACGGACAACUAAAAUGAAACUCGUACUUCUAGCUGGACUCAUCUGCGCUUUCUACUUGUUCCAAGCGAUCAAUGCUGCGCCUGUUGGUGCGGAAUCAGUGGAAGCACAAUUACCGGAACUGGAGGAACAACGUCCUUCUGUGGUGAGUCGUCAAAAACGCGCUACUUGCGAUCUGCUGAGCGGGUUUGGCUUAAAUCACAGUGCGUGUGCGUUCCAUUGUUUACUCCGUGGCAAUCGCGGCGGUUACUGUAGUGAUAAGGCUGUUUGCAUAUGCCGCAAAUGAGGAUGCGUGAUUAAUUAGAGCGGAUUAACGCUUCUUUAAUCUUACUUUCGGCAAAUAAUUUGUUCAAUAAUUUAAUAAAAAUAUGUGUAAUUUAGAAUAUAUAGGUUUUGAUGGAAUAAAUAAGAAAUAAACUA